This is a messenger RNA of Centruroides sculpturatus (bark scorpion), 1949 nucleotides long. RefSeq names its product chromatin target of PRMT1 protein-like. The transcript is spliced from 6 exons. The record is from RefSeq and is a predicted model, not a curated record. NCBI's taxonomy places the organism in Eukaryota, Metazoa, Arthropoda, Arachnida, Scorpiones, Buthidae. The coding region runs from base 239 to 1042 and encodes 267 amino acids.
UGGCAGUACGUUUCGUUACUUACUACGCCAUUUUUUCGAAAGACAUUUUGAGAAGUGACAGUCAAUUUUAUAUGUAGUUAAAAAGAAAGGAAAUAUAUCGCUAAGAAGACGUACUAAAUUGUUUAGUUAACAUUUUAAAAGCUUUUAUUUUCAGUUGGCUUGAUAAACUGGAAAACAGUAAUUUAAUAGCUUUUAUUUUCGUUGAUUUGGAAAUUUACGGACAAGAUACCGUUACAAAAUGGCAGCUGCUCCAAUCACAAAGAUUUUGCUGAAGAAUACUACUAAAAUGAGCUUGAACGAACGCUUUACUACAUAUCGUCAACAAGGCCAGAGUACAGUGAACUCCAUCAGACAAAAGAUCCAACAGCAGCGUCAAGCAUCAUUGAAGAAUCGUCGUUUAGCUCAACAGAUGGCUAAUAGACCAAGUGUAAUUGCUGCUCUUAAAAUUAAGAGAAAAAGUUUGAAACAGCGGUUGGGUCAGAGUCCAGGUGGAUUUUCUGGUGGAAGCAGUGUGAAGUCCAGAUUGUCAUUUGGUCGUCAAGGAAACAGGAAUGUGAGAGGCAGAUUGGGAGGAGGUGGACAGGGAAGAAACCGUGGCCGUGGCGUUGUUGCUGUUCGUAAAGGCGUACGAUGGUCUGGAUUUGGUGAUGGCACCAAUAAUGCAAGAUCUGGUACCUCUCCGAUGUUGAAAGCACGAUUAGGAAAUCAAAAUGCCGCAAAUAAAAUUGGACAAACUAGAAACAGAGGAUUUCGAAGAGGAGGUCGUGGUUUUGGAAGAAAUUAUAGACAACAGAGAGGAUCUAAUUUUCGUGGAACCCAAUUCCGAAACAACAGAAACGUUGGAGGUGCCGGAGGAAGAAGAAAGGGGAGAGGAGGUAGACAGAACCGAGGUCGCGGACGCAACUGGGGACAGGCCAACAUCAACAAGAAAAAUAUUCCCUCAAAGCAGGAAUUGGACAAUGAGCUGGACGAAUAUAUGGCCAAAACCAAAAGUCAUCUCGAUGCAGACCUGGAUGCCUACAUGGCCCAGGCAGAUUCUUGAAAUGUUUUGUCAUCAAUUCGAAGCACUCUUUGUCUUUGGAGGGCAUUCUAAAACUAGAAGGAUGUCUGUUGUACUUCAUCGUGAGAUAUCUAUUUCAAUAGAUCUCAUAGUGCUAUUGGAAACAUGUCACAUUCUGUAAACAAUGGAAAGACCACAAAAAUAUUUCACCACACAAAAUAGUUUGUGCCAAGAUUUGUUAGUGUCAGAUCAUUUUGGUUUUAUCAGUUGGCUUCAGAUUACAUAUACUAAAAAUCUGCAAUGUGUCAUGACAUUUUUGAACAUUAAAUCAUUAGAUUGUACAAAAUUACAGUUAAUUGAAAUAUCAAGUCUUGCUUUAUUAUGUUUUAAUUAUUCUUCAAUAACUAUUAGCAGCUCAGUAUAGUUGUUAAAUUACACUUUUAGUUGAAUAAUCUUUUGAACUUGUACAAAGAAUAAAUCAUGAUAUACAAUUUAAUGUCAGAUAAAUCAUUACAAGUUACCAUUUAUGUAAACAUUUCAUUGUCAAUAAAUCAGUGUGUUCCUAAGGACUAAAACAAUGGCAAAUUGUUUUUAUAGAAAUUCUAUCAAAAUCAACCAGCUUUGAUAGCAAUGGUCAUUUUUUAUGAAAUAUUUCAAAGUAUAAUUUAUUGAAGUUUGUGAACAUGUAUGACAAAUGAAGAUAAAUUGAUUUCAAAGAUAUUAGUUUCCUGCACAUUGUGUUGUGAAUUUGAUAUAUUUUAAUAAGAAUAUGGAAAACAUAACUACUUUCUCUCUUGGAAUGAAGCUAGAGUUUAGUUUGAAAUUUAUAAAGUUCAUUUCACCUGAAGGUUGGAUCUAAAAAUAGCAGUUUGAUAUUUUGAAUUAUUCUAAUACAAAGACAAACACUUCCAUAAAUGAUUUUGAUCUGUUAUAAAAAGUAACGAAAAUA